AUGCAAUAAAUUACAAGUCUUUAAUGUUAAGAACAUUUUGAAAAAAUAUAAUUUUUAGAUUUAAGAUAAAAAAUAUUAAAAGGAGAAAGAGCUAAAUGUUGUAAAUGCUAAUUAUCCAAUCCCAUUUAUAUUGAAGCAGCUUUUGAAUAAUGGAUUUAAAAAAAACAAAACGAAAUUCAAUAAGUAUAGAAUGAUUAUUUGAGUUACAUUAAUCCACUCAAAUAAUUUUAUGAAUAGAUGAAAUAAAUAAAAAAAUCAUUCUAUUCAAGUUGUGAGCAUAUUAUGAAUCAAAUAGACUAAUUAAUUAAUGGAUUAAAUUUUGAUAAAAUAUCAAGGAUUCAAGAUUUACAAUUAUUUGAUGAAAAUAUAACAUUAUCAACUCUAUAAGAGAUGGCUUAAUUAAUGAGUGAAAAGGCUCCAAUACUUAAAAAAUCCAAAACAGAUAUAAAUCUUUUAGUUAAAUUGAGGCUUUUAAAUGAUUUUAUCAAAUAAGAAAUGAAUUAAUAAAAUAACUUUGUAAUUAAAAUUCUUAAAUAACAGCAAUAAGCAAAAGAAGUAAUUGAAAAUUUUAAAGAAUAAUAUCUUCAAAAUAUUAAAAAAUAUGAAUUUAAAGAAAUUAAAAAUAUUUAUAAUAUUAAAUAAUAUGAAAUUUGUAGAGUUGUUACUUUUAAUAAAGAUGAUAGUAUUACAAUAACAUUUAAUUUACUUAUAAUUUGCAAUUUCAAAUUAAAUUACAGAUUAAAUACCUUAUAUCUCACUUUUAAAAUUUGA
This is a messenger RNA of Paramecium pentaurelia, 771 nucleotides long. Lineage: Eukaryota; Ciliophora; Oligohymenophorea; Peniculida; Parameciidae. The record is from the annotation of a GenBank genome assembly.